AAUCUGAAUCACAAAUUGUCAGAAAAAAAUCACCAAAAAUUGUUUCUAUGUGUAAUUGAAAAAAUAAAAUUUAAUUGUGAAGGGGAGGGGGCCUAUAUCAUUGGGGCCAACCCUGAUAUAGGAGUGGAUCCCUGGAAAAGUGGGUCCAUAGCAAGUGGCCUGGGGAAGGACCCAGAUCAUAUGAAAAUGUUGGUGAGAAGAGUAGCAGGAAGGGAAGGGCUCACUCUGGAGCUGUGUCUCCCCAGAACCAGAGCCAUCCCAGCUCCGCUCAGCCUGUGUCACCCUUCUCAAGAUUCCCAUGAUGCUCGUCUUCCUCUACCUCUUUGUCUGCUCCUUGGAUGUGCUCAGCUCAGCUUUCCAGCUGGCUGGGGGUACGUAGAAGAGGAAGGGAUGGCAGGCAGAGGCCAAAGAGAGGUCUUGGGUCUAGGAACCUCCCUAUAGGGCUGGGAACAGGAACUCAUGGACACUGGGCCAAGAGAGAUGGAGCCUUUGGGUCAGAGAAUCAGGACAUGGCCUGGGCCUCAGGAGCAUGGAGCCAUCUUUUGACUAGAAAGGUUGGGAGGUUGAGAGAACUGAGAGCAGAUGGUGGGUCUCUCAUGCUGGAAUUGUUCUCCAAGGUCUUAUCCCCAACCCUUUCCCCUUUCUUCCCCACCCCAGGGAAGGUGGCUGGAGACAUCUUCAAGGACAAUGCCAUCUUGUCUAAUCCUGUGGCUGGUCUGGUGGUGGGGAUUCUGGUGACUGUCCUUGUGCAGAGCUCCAGCACAUCUACCUCCAUCAUCGUCAGCAUGGUCUCCUCAGGCUUGCUAGAAGUCAAGUCAGCCAUUCCCAUUGUCAUGGGCUCCAACAUUGGCACAUCUGUCACCAACACCAUCGUGGCAUUAAUGCAGGCUGGAGAUAGGAGUGACUUCCGAAGGGCCUUUGCAGGGGCUACAGUCCAUGACUGCUUUAACUGGCUAUCAGUUCUUGUCCUGCUGCCCCUGGAGGCAGCUACCGGCUACUUGCACCACCUCACCCACCUGGUGGUCACUUCCUUCAAAAUCCGAGGUGGCCGAGAUGCUCCAGACCUGCUUAAGAUCAUCACUGAGCCCUUCACCCGACUCAUUAUCCAGGUGCGGACUGGGGAUCCUCAGGCCAUUCUUGGGCCAGGAGCAGGUCUCUUCUUUUGUUGUUCCCCUCUAAAGAAAUCCCCCUUUCCCAGGUGGUGGUGGGAGGCUUUCAACAGAGAGGAAGGAAAGUGCUGUGAUUGGAGACAGAAAACCUAGGUUGUAGUCCUGACUGCCAUAUACUUAAACUGAUGAGCCUGUUUUCUAAUAUGUAAAAUGGGGCCAAUAAUACUUUUAUUACCUGCCUUCUAGGGAAAUAGUGAAACAAGGACUUUAUAAACCCCAAAGAGCUAUAAGAUGUUAUUAUUAAUAAUACAUUGGAUGGUAGAAAUGGAGCCAGGUGUGAAUUCAGUCUGAGAGGUUUGGGAGGCAGCAUGAUACAGGGGAAAGAAACACUGACUCAACUGAAUCACAUGUUCUUGUUCAGUCAUGCCUAACUCUUUGAGACCCCAUUUGAAGUCAAAUAUACUGAAGGGGUUGGCCAUAUCCUUCUUUAGCUCAUUUUACAAAUGAAGAAACUGAGGCAAAUAGGGUCAAAUGACUUGUCCAGGGUCA
Messenger RNA from Gracilinanus agilis (Agile Gracile Mouse Opossum), 1658 nucleotides. RefSeq names its product sodium-dependent phosphate transport protein 2A-like. Gene Ontology annotation, molecular function: sodium:phosphate symporter activity. NCBI's taxonomy places the organism in Eukaryota, Metazoa, Chordata, Mammalia, Didelphimorphia, Didelphidae. Gene Ontology annotation, biological process: sodium-dependent phosphate transport; intracellular phosphate ion homeostasis. Bases 339 to 1262 code for a protein of 307 amino acids. The record is from RefSeq and is a predicted model, not a curated record. The transcript has 3 exons. Gene Ontology annotation, cellular component: apical plasma membrane; brush border; vesicle.